Messenger RNA from Galdieria sulphuraria, 2784 nucleotides. RefSeq lists its product as uncharacterized. NCBI's taxonomy places the organism in Eukaryota, Rhodophyta, Bangiophyceae, Galdieriales, Galdieriaceae. The transcript has 6 exons. The record is from RefSeq and is a predicted model, not a curated record. The coding region runs from base 19 to 2085 and encodes 688 amino acids.
GCACAAGUCAAGUUAUCUAUGGCAAUUUCCAUUAAAAUUACUCCUGGAGAAACAAAUAGAGUCGACCUGAAAAAAGUAGAGCGAGUACUUCGUGAAGAGAAACCAAUCCAAUACAGCACUCCUGAACCAUAUUCUACGAAAGAUAACCUUCUCCUUCCCAAAGGAUUAGAUGGUGUUGUAGCAAAAUACAGUAAAAUUAACAAGAAAUCUUCAAGGUCCACCCGUGACGACUACGAUAUGAACGAUGAUUUUAUUGACGACUCUGAAGCAGUGGAGUUGUUUGAAGAUGUAAAGGAAGAAUUGGAACAGGAUUUUUAUAUUUGUUCGGAAGAGCUGGAGGAACUUUUUGAAGAAGAAAGAAUUGAGCCUUCAAGUGCACGCGAGAGAAGUAAUUCUUUAGAAGACUCUUUCUCUGAACAUUCGCAGAUACCAACGAUUAUUGAAUACACUUACGAAGAAAUUUGUGAAAAGCUUGAGCCCAUUCCUGAGGCUGUCAAAAGUUGUAUUAUUAGUCUGAAGGAAGUUUUGGAAUCAAGUAAUUUGUCAAGACGUAGCUUUACUUCUACCUAUGUUGCCUCUUAUAUUAAGAAUCUUUUUGUGACUGGAGCUCAAUAUAGUCUUGCACAGAAAGCAAGCUUUGGCGAAAAUGGUGCUGUAAGAUGUUACUUGUCGAAGCAGCUUUGGAGUCAUAUCAAGGCACUUUUCAACUGUAAGGGCUUGAGUAAAUAUCGUUGCAGUAAGAAGAACUUUGAAGAAGAUGCAUUUUCUGUAUUUCAUAGUGAGUGGAAGCAUAUGGUGCGAAACGAAAAAGAGGAGAUACUUUCAGAUUUGAAACAUGCACUCAGACUUGCAACCGAUAGUCAUUUCGAACAAAGACCUUUGAAUGAUUCCGAGAAUGUGAAAGGUCAAGAUCAAGAUUCUUAUUUUUCAAUGAACUCACAUAAGAUCGACUCUGUUGAAACUCAGACACAAGGUUCAGAAGGUGCUGAAGAAGAUAUUUCGGCAUCGCCAGCUAGAAGAUGUAAAAGGAAAGCUGCUACUAUGGCAGCGGAAGAAAUUUCAAAUUUGGCAGUACACGGUUCUACGCAAUCACCUUUAAAAAAGAAGAAACUGCGAAUAGAGUGGUCAGAGAGCAUUGACAAACUUGUCUAUAAUUAUUUUGUGAAAAAAUUGGCCCAAAUUCGAUGUCGGGAUUUGGGAAAAUCAAAGAAGAAUGAGAGUGCGGAAAGUGCAACGGAACUGUUGAAUGCAGCAUUUUCAGAAUAUGAUGUCACUGAAAAAGAUCUUAUAGACGCGUAUCGCCGACACAAAGCAGAAAUCAAACGCUCACAACGACAGAAGAGUAAGGAAAAACGCGAAGAAAUUAAGCGAAGAAAGGAAUUAGCAGCGCAGAAGAAAUGGGAACGAGAGCAAAACCCAAACAAACAUCAAGCAGAGCAACCAAAAGUUUUCAGCAGCACGGAGUCAAAGGGGCUGAAUCAUAUCGAAGCAAUAAGAGAGCCAGAUGAUGUGAAAGACACUCUACAGAAUACGAUACCCAAGGUUCACGUCACUUCCGUAGAAAAGAAUGAGACAGUGGAUACACUUUCAAAUACUCAUAGUGCCGAAGCAACAUCAGUGGAUCGCAAUCGUAUGAAUAGCUCUGAAAAUGGCGUUGUGGGAGAAAGCACGCCUUUGCCUUGCAAUAAGACUCAUGGUGUCAAACCUAAACUGAUUUCGAAUUCCACACCGAAACCCUCUCAAGCCUCUGAGAAACCAAUGCAACCAAGCAAGGUCAAGUACAAAAAAUCGGAUUCAUCAAGGAAGACUUCGAAUGCAGGUUUAGGUCUUAAGAAGGAAGGAACAGGUAGUUCUCAUGUCAUGUCUAAGAAUGGGAAUGACGCCGAGUCCGAGUUCGUAGAAAAUGCUUGCGAAAUAUCACAAAAUUCGAAAUCAAAACCAAAGAAACAUCGUUCGAGGUUUCCUUCAACUGGUUUGAAUGAGAAGAUCUUUAAAAAGCUUGCAAGCAUUAGUGAAACCCCAAGUGUAGGGCAGAGACGAAUUCCUGCAGGUUUUGCUGCCGAAGUUGAAGCAGCUGUAGAAUAGUGCUGAAGGGUUUCUUGUUUCAUAAAUUCAUGAUGUUUGAGAACUUGCUAUUUUCAAGGGGCUGCGCGGCGUUUUUACUGUAAUUGCAUUCUUCUUCUUGUUUUAUUUCGCUAGUAAAGCUAUAGAUGUAUGAAAGAUAGGCAAGUCCAAAACAAAAUCGAAGUCUUAUUUUUUCGCAAGUACUACCGAAAUGGGGAGAGAGAGUAUUUGGCCAUAUACAGUCUUAAUACAUAUGAGUGUGAAUAAACAAAAGUUUUUCCACCUUCCACGAAAUGUAGGUGAGGAAUGUUGCAAGCAAACGAUAUUUCGGACUCUGAAAUAGGAGCAAAAAACUCCAAGUCUCGAUAAACGACGAAAAAGGAACCCUCUUCUCAAGAAAACACUCCACUAAAGCGAAGUUUUCCAAGGGAAACAAGAACAUAUCUUUCGAAGAACCAACUACCCAAAAGAUUUUUAUGGAGCAUCGGAAGUGUUUGCAAGGCUCCUUGCAUACUCUGUAUAUCACCUUAUUGCUGUGGUGUUCAAACUAUCUUUCUAGAUUCCAACUCCAAGAGCUUUGUACGUGUCUGUCCAUGAUUUCUCAAAGGGCGGCAACUGCUCCUCGAGCUGUCUAAUUCAUCAUAUGCUCGUUCGGAUUUCACUGAAAGCGUUGCUUCCAUGGCCAUUGUGAUUUUUUAUCAUAAAUUGUUUUUGGAGAAC